ACAUCACCUCCCGGAGAAGGAGUACCUAUUCGUAGGAGCGCAUACGCGCCUUUGACCCACGAUGCCCCGGAAACGCGUCCACUCCGAUACCGAGAACGACAAGCCUCCAUCCCCGAUAACAAAGCGGAUCCGCCUCUCCCGCGACUUCUUAUCGCCCUUAUCGGACGAACUCUUGGUGCGCAUCUUGACCUUUCUACCGCUGCCAGACCUCCUCAACGUCGCGCCCGUAUCGAACCGCUUCCAUCGUUUAGCGCAGGACUCGCAAAUCUGGAAACAUCUUUACUACACGCGGUUCGUCUUGCCGCGAGCGCUGCGCAUUCCAGGCUUCCGCCAUGGCGUGGCGCGAGAGGGAAAGCUGCACUAUUCGUCGCGUAAGGCAGUAUGGGCGGAUGGUAGGAGGGGAGGCUGGGUAGACAUGCGCAGUGAUGAUGGGGACAAAUUGCGCGACUGGAAGAGGCAGUACAAGCUGAGGCACAAUUGGUCAAGGGGGAAAUGCGCCGUCGAGGAACUCAACGUCGGCUCCGAGAUGGCAGGUGCUGGACAGAGCGCAUCUCGUAAGAUGCUGGUCAAAGUUGUCGAGGGAACGGCCGUGACAGCAGAUGCAGCUUCGGGAUUGCGCGCCUGGGAUUUGAGGACAAAAGAGCUCGUGGCGCAUAUUGAUUUGUCGGAGGCUAGUUCGGAAGCUGCGCCGAGUUGCCUCGCCAUCGACGAUCAGAACAUACAAGGGAAGAUGCUUAAUGUUGUGGUUGGAUUUAUAGAUGGCAGUUUUGGUAUUUGGAGGAUCGAUGUAGGGGAAGGCAGGAUAACACGGAGACAUCGACACGAGAAGUCGAGCAACGGGAAACUCGCAAGCGCGGCCCUGUCAUAUCCGUAUUUGCUGACCGCUACUGAGUCUGUCCUCAUUUCGUUAUAUACCUUUGAGGGGCCCGUAAAUUCCGCCGAGCUUGGAAGGGAAGAGGAAGAAGAGCCAGAGAGCGAAGCAGAGAGAGGGUCUGAAAGUAAGACUGCGCGGGACUCGGAAAGCCACAGCGAAGACCAGCCCAGCAACCACCGAGGGCAGCACGACCCUUCCAAAGCACGACUCCCACAGGGAGCCAUUCUUGCGGCACCAUAUCUUCUCACCUCCCUCAAGUCGCACACUUGCAGAGCACCGUUGGCAUUAUCAAUACGGAAAACCUCUGGAACUACGGUCGCCUCCAUCGCUUAUACCUUUUCCACAUUGCAGGGAUGGUCUCUUGGCAUCCAAGACUUGCAUCUGAGGCCGUCUGCCUCAAGCUCCAAACGAAACCCUAUUGUCACGACUUCGCGGCUGGCUUACACCCUGCCUGUCAAACCAGCACCAUCACAAAUGCUCUCACCACCAAGGAUGCCUUCCCGACCGCCGACAUCGUCUACCAUACCACCAGAUGACCCUAUUUCCGACGGCCCCACAAACAUAUGUUACACCCAUCCGUAUCUCCUCGCCACCCUCCCAGACAACACCCUGAUUUUACAUCUCUGCACCUCGAAUGCAUCAUCGCUCUCCAUCUCCCCCGGCAUCCGAUUAUGGGGUCACACAUCGGGCAUCUCUGAUGCCGAAAUAACCGCGCGGGGUAAAGCCGUCAGCGUGAGCUGUCAUGGUGAAGAAAUUCGAGUAUGGGAACUGGAAGGCCGGGCGGCAGAGGGAAGAAGUAUCGAAGUACGGCCAACAGCAUCGAAUGGCACCAACGAGCCCGCCAAAGCAAAUACAACGAUGGGCGCUGGCCAGUCGGGCUUUGGCGAAAGGCGGAAUUGGGUAGGGUUUGAUGAUGAGAUGGUCAUCGUGCUGAAGGAGUCUAGUGAGAAAGAGAGCCUCCUGGUUUACGACUUUACGUGAUGAUAAGCCGGUAUAGGCACUUACGGAGGGACCUGGAUUUCCAUCCACGGUUUUCUCAUACUAAACUCUACAUGUACUUAUUUUAUAAGAUAUGCCUGAAUGUACUGCGCUUGAAGUAUGUAAUCGAGGACAUCGUAUCGAUAGGCAAGACGGGACAGACGAUAAGACGAUUUUAUGUUGCUGAAACACUUGUAUCUUCAUCGAUGCUAGCCACAUGCGGAUCCGAAAAUAAUGCUGGCGGCUUCAACACCAUGAUUUUCUUCCAGGCCCCCAACAACCACCUGCGCUUCGUGGACCCGGAAAGGUAGAGUCAAUCAGAACUGGACGCAGCCCGCCACGCUGGAUACGCUUAGUUUCGACGUUGCAGCCGAAGAACCCAUCGCCGUGGCGACAAAUUCGAUCUCCUUGGGGGUAAGACUAUGCGAUAUUGUCCUUCCAACUAUAGAGAG
Molecule: messenger RNA, 2304 nt
Organism: Pseudomassariella vexata
Lineage: Eukaryota; Fungi; Ascomycota; Sordariomycetes; Amphisphaeriales; Pseudomassariaceae
Exons: 1
Coding region: 62-1855 (597 amino acids)
Molecular function (GO): protein binding
Source: RefSeq, a predicted model, not a curated record